CUGAUAAAGUCACAUGACACAGCUGUCAUGGCGGCCGAGCUCACAGGGCGGUGUAGGUAGUUAGACUGUAGUUUCGCCGACAUGUACCCACUUCUGGACAAAAACAAACCAUGAGCAGCUGUUUUCAUCGGGAUAAACACGCUAAACACUGACACACACCUGGGAAAGCGUGCCGUCAUGCAUCCGUUCGGCCGAGAGGAGGAGAGCUCCGUGAAGGACCUGUUUGUCUUUUUCACUCAGUGUUUACGGCAUGGCGAGUGGGAACUGGCCGCCGCUUGUGUCCGACAGCUCGGUCAAGCUGCCGGAGAUGUUCCGUGGCGUCCUGACGACAUCAUCGCUGCGCUUAUCGCGCAACCGUAUCGACUUGCGUGGGAGACAGCAGGAAGUCCUCACAGACUCGCAUGGUUCUGGCUGCAGGUGCUGGUGAAACACUCAAAAGACAAGGUGUCUCUCUCAGUCCGGAGAGAGCUAGCCUUCCUGCUGAUUUUAGAGGAGCUCGGAGAGGAGGUGCCUCAUUCUGUACUAAAGGAGCUGCAUCAGGCCUUCCUGGAGUCUGAGCGUGUCGAGAGGAAGGACUCGCCCUCCGUUCUUCCUCUGAGUGACGCCGCUCUGUCCUCCAUCCGCUCCACCCUCUCUGAGCGCAGUCCACGUCUGACCCACGCCCUGCUCCGCUUCCUGAAACACACGAACGUAUCCAGCGUCUUUCUCCAAUAUCUCCUGGAGCUUAUGGAGGAGAAGGAGGGCAAGAGGAGUGAGGUAUGGGCAGAGGAGGUGUGCGGCGCUCUGGCUCUUGCUCCAUGUGCAGCAGAGGCGGAGCUGGAGCGGCUGUGGGCGGGGCUAUGGAGGGCAAGGGAAGGGCCUCUAAGUGAGGAGAGGGUGAUGGGAUGCCUGAUCCGACCUCAGAGUCACACUCUGCUCAUGCACUACUGUGCCACAGCUCUGCGACUCAACAGGGACAGGCUGCUCCAAGAUGCAAUGCACACACAGGUGGAGUUACCUGAAGCAGAGAGGCUCAUGCUUGGCCUGUGUUGUCAUGGUGACCGUCAUGCAGCUUGGAAAGCCAUCUACUUUGAGUGUUUGAGCAGUGGAAAGCACUUUCUGGAGCAGGUUCUGGUCACAGGGCUUGACCUCAUAAAGAAGGAGGAGUUUUCUAAACUGGAGGCGUUGCUUGGGGUGGAGUUUCAGCCGCUGUCCCGCCUCCUUCUUUUGCUGGGAUGGAAACACUGCCAGAGCCUUGACUCCGCCCAGCGGCUCCUCAGGACUCUGCACCAACAGCAGGCCAAAGACACUGUCCUCAGUGACUUUGCGAACGUCCUCUCAUCUCAGUUAAGGGUGUUGGAGUGGUGUGCCAAAAACAACCUUGAGAUCUCCCAUGAGGCCUUGCUGUCUCAGCUGCACAGCCUGGAUCAUCACUCUGCUCUCUAUGUGCUGCACUCACUCACUCCUCUGGCUAAGUAUGACGAGCAGAGAGUGUUGGAGCUGCUCCACGCCACAGGAGACUCUUUGUCUGGAGAUGCUCAGAGCAGCUGCGUCCAGCGCAACAUCACCAUGUUCAGGGCCUUCUGUGCCAUGAAAUACGCCGUCUAUGCCGUGUGUGUGAACACGCGUGUCUGCUGUUCAGAUUUGGGUUCGGCGCAGGUACCGCAGAAGGAACAGGCUGAAGGUCACUCGUCCCUGUUCCAGCAUUACCUCUCGGAGUGUCAGCUCUACUUGGAAGCAGUUCCUACCAUGUUUCGCCUGGAGCUCCUGGAGAACAUCUUCUCGUUACUUUUCCUGUCCUUCUCUGACUUUGCCGAAUCGAAUCGCUCCGGCAAGGAGAGCAAACGGAGCGGCAGCACUGAAGAGAAGCGCAAAGAAGAAGAGAAGGGCGAGUGUUCUGCGAGUGUCAAGUCUGGUCAGGUGACUUCGGGCUGUUGUGGCUUCCUGCUGAACCCUGGUACGAUGGAGGGAGUCCUGCGGCUCCUCAGAGAGGGACUGGAGGGAAUAUGUGCCCUCGGGAGGACGCUGGAGGCCGAGGCGGAGCUGGCUCAGAGUCUGGGCUGCUCGGUUACGGUGGAGACGUUCAGCUCUCGCUUACAGAGGCUCUCCAAACACACGGCCGAGGCUCAGUGGAGGCUGCAGAUCGUCACAACCAAUCAGGGGAACCCAAGCAGUGAGUCAGGUGGUCCGGCUCUACCCUCCCCAGGCCUGACCUCUGCCCUCCCCCUGAGGCGUAGCAGCAGCAGCAGCAGUGGUGUUUCUGGUGUCCGGAAGAAGAAGCGAUUGCGUCGCCGUCGUCCCGAGCGACGCAUGGCCUCCGAACGACAGAACGGAGAGAUCAGCACCAGCGCUUCAGACGGCAGUGGUAGCACCGUGCCAGUGUGUGUGGAGUAUGAAGUGUGUUUUUGUGGAGGACCUCACAGCUGGCUCGUUCCCUCCAUGCUCUCCCCGCCUGAGUCUCUCUUGAUCUCCUGCAUACGCAGAGGAAACUACGUGGAGGCUCAUCAGGUGAUGCUGAUGUUUGGGCUAGAAAAUGCGCCAUGUUGUGGGGAGCUCUUCUUCAUGGAGCGUUACCACGAGGUUCUGUCUGAGCUCGCUCAGGUCGAGCAGAAGAUCGAGAGCCAGUCCCUUUCUUCGUUAUCGUCCUCCACGGAGGCUCUGGGGUCAGUCGGGGUGACGGGACCGGGACGGAGCCGCCUGGGCAGCAGCAGCAGAUCCACUCUGCAGAGCAUCGGCAACGCAGCUGCAGCGGGCAUGGCGUUCUACUCCAUCUCCGACGUCGCUGAUCGUCUCCUGAGCUCUCCCUCUCGUCCUCUGGCCUGUCUGGAGGAGAACUACUGGCUCUCUCACCUUCUCUCUGACCCCUCAGACCCCCUGCGCCCUCUGCUGGAGGAGCUGAGUCCUGCUGGCAUGGCCGCUUUUGACCUGGCCUGCUGCCAGUGCCAGCUGUGGAAGAGCUCAAGGCAGCUUCUGGAGACGGCUGAGCGCAGACUGCAUGCUUCACUGGAGAGUCGAGGUAUGACACUGGACUGGGACGUUCAUCAUUCUGAAGGCGUUCGGGGAUUUCCUUCUGUACUGCAGCAGAUCAGUAAAAUACUCAACAGAACAACGACCAGCAAAGGGCCACCCAAAUCGGACUCUAACAGAGACGAGGGUGGAGUCACGCCUCCGUUCGGCUGCAGCGCUCAGGAAGUCCUCCUCUGUAGUCACACGUCCCUCACGGAGGACGCCAUCGCCACCCGCCUCAUGCUCGUCCAGCGCCUCGAGGUCACACUGCAGACUCUGACCUCCGCCCUCGACAUGGCCGGGGAGAGUCAGUCGGCCAGCUCUGUCCUGACGUGUCUGUUGGACCAGGCAGGCCUGAAGCAGUCCGAGCUCGACUCGCACCCCGUCCGCUCUGCUAUGAAACAGCUCUUGCGCUCCCUGGACCAGCUGUGCCCUUUCGAACUGGGCGGUGCCACCAGUAGUCCAGAUUACAUGCGCAGCUUCCUGGAUUAUAUCAACAUGCUGGCGUCAGUGCUGGUGCGCAGCCUGGGCUCCGAAGAUCAGAGUUCGGCGGUGAAAUUGGGGAAUCCUCUGCUCGUGCUGCUGCAGUCGCCACAUCAGCUCCUCUCACACCUGCUCUUCGACAGACAGGUCACACCCGACAGGUUACUGUCUCUGCUGCAUCAGGAGGGUCUGCAUGUAAACGUCCAGCAGGUCAUAGUGCAGCGCUGCUGUGAUCCACUCCCUCUCUGGGUCCCUCCCUCCACGAAGGGCGCAGGAGCCGAAGGAGGAGCUUUCUGCCCAUCCAGCAUCGCCUCUCUCCUCCAUCAGCACACUCAGGAGCGAACUUUCACCGUUGACCUUUCUGAACCGCCCACCGUCUCCGAACCCAGCUCGGAAUCUGAGGCGUCGGUCGAAAACAGCGUCUCCCCCAUUCUCUCCACCUCUCCUCCUUCUCCGUCUUUGUCUUCAUCCUCGUCCUUCUCUUCAUCGUCAUCGUCGUCCUCUGUGUCUUCUUUCCUCCUCACAGCCUCUGCUCUGUCGUUCCUGAAAUCCCGCUCUCCGCUCGUCGCUGUCCUGGCGUUGCUCAGCGUGAGUAGGGUGGAGAUCGCCCGCGUGGCGUCCUCUCCGUGGCCCGGACUGCCUUCGUAUUUUCGAAGCGUUGGGCGUAAAGAAACUCCGCUGGACUUGGAGCAGAUCUCCAAAGAGGUCGAAGCUUUGCUCGCGUCCUUCCCUAUCCUCAAGGCCUUCCUAGUGGACAUGGCGGCGCCCUUGCUGGGGUCGUCUCCUGACGCUGAGGAAGGCGUCGGAGCAGCCCUGAGCAGGAAGUCGGGCACAGUGGCCGUGCUCUUCUCCGGGUCUCAGGAUGGAACGGGUCAGGCGAUAGUGGGUGAAGCUUUCCAGCAGGCUUUGAGCACCGGAGACCUGAACCGAGCUCUGAGCCUGCUGGAGCUCUACGCACAAAACUGCAACCAGAAGGGGGCGCUACGGGACAGACUGCUCGCCUGCACCACCCUGGCAGAGCAGCUGUUCCGGGUGAAGGACUGGGAGCUGCGAGCCCGUGUGGCGCUUCAGGGUUUGGAGCGAUGGCCUCUUCACAGCUGCCUGGAGCUGCUGCAGUUCUGCCUCAGUGACUCGAGCCCAGAUCACACGCUCACGCCCCAGCUGCGGCAGAGAAAACAUGAACUCGACAUGUACAACAGGAUGCUGAGCCUACAGCCUCCACUGGAAUGGCAGACGUGGCAGGAGUUGAAGGAGGAGUCGAGCAGAAACCCAGAGUCCAUGUUCUCCCUUUUGCUGAAGACACAGGAGUUUGAUUUGUGUGCUCAGUGGGUGCAGCUGUAUCCCGUAUCGGAGCAAUCUAAACUGCAGCUCCAGACUGAACACCUGCUCCAUCUGCUGGAGAACGGCUUAACCGAGGACGCCUUCCAGCUUCUCGAGGGCCUUCCUGAUUCGCUGGAGGUUAGCGAGCACGCGCUAGAUCAGAGGCCCGGAUUGGCUGCCUGCCACUUCCUGUCCGAUUACCUCACGCUGCACUUUCAGAGCCGGAUGACGCCAGCACGUAGACGCCACAUACACGCCCUGCACCUGGGCUCUAAGGUGUUGCUGACACUUCCGGAAGCUUCUCGGCAGGACUACUUCCAGCUGCUGGCGGAUCCUCUGCUCAUGCUGGAGCAGCUGUUGAUGAACCUGAAGGUGGAAUGGUUGUCGGUCGCCGUCUCGACCCUCCGGAACCUUUUACCGACCCAGGAAGCAGGAAUCACCAACCUGGAUAUCGACACACUGCUGGCCGAGUACGCAAAGAACGCCCUGGACUUCCCCUACGCCCCCCGAGAGAGGGCACGCAGCGACUCAGUGAUCAGCUUGCAGGACGUGCUGCUGCAGUGUCCCGUUCAGGAGAGCGCGUCGUCUUCUCCUAGCCGCACCCCGCCUCCCUCGACAGGCGGCACUCCCAUGCAUACUCCAUCCAGCUCCAGCCAUGAACAAGACAGAGGUUCGGGUGGGAAGAAGCCCCGCCCCUCGUCCAUGUUCACCCCUCCAGAGAAAACCCCGGAGCGUAAAGACUGGAUUCCUGACCACCACAGGCACAUCUGCAUGGUCUGUCAGAGAGAGAGAUUCACCAUGUUUAACCGGCGGCAUCACUGCAGGCGCUGUGGCCGCUUGGUGUGUCACGCCUGCUCCAGCAGGAAGAUGGUGGUGGAGGGGAGUGAGGAGCCCGUGAGAGUGUGUGACCAGUGCUACAGCUUCUUCCACACAGCUUCGGAUGAAGAGCUGGAGCAGGCCGAAGUAGCAGGCAGUCCGGUGUCUGCUGAGGGAACGCUAGACGGCGUCCUCUGUCUCCCUGAGGUUCCUCAGAGGCAGUACAGACUCAGUCCCAAUGCAGCAGAGAACCAGCAGCUACACAACGAAUUCUACUACGAACAGGCACCAAGCGCGUCCCUGUGCGUGUCCAUCCUCAGCCUUCACAGUGACCACGCCGCCUGCGGUCGCCAGCUGAUUGGUCACUGCCGCUCGAUCUCAUGCAAACUGACCAAUCCUGAGGUGGACGCUCGUCUCCUGACCGACGUCAUGCAGCAGCUCAUGUUCAGCGCUAAGCUGAUGUUUGUAAAAGCUGGACGCAGCCAGGACCUGGCUCUGUGUGACAGCUACAUCAGUAAGGUGGACGUGUUGAAGAUCCUGGUCAGUGCUAACUAUAAGUACAUCCCGUCUCUGGACGACAUUUUGGAGACGACGGCAGUGACGCGUCUGAGGAACCAGCUGCUCGAGGCAGAGUAUUAUCAGCUGGCUGUGGAGGUGUCUACCAAAAGCGGUCUGGACCCGAGCGGCGUGUGGCACGCGUGGGGCAUGGCGCUCCUGAAGGGGAGAUGUCUGUGCGCAGCCCGGGAGAAGUUCGCACGCUGCCUGAAAGCUCCGGUGGACAGAAACCAGCUGAACCUGGGGUCACGACUGCUGCAGGAGAUCGUCCAGCACCUGGAGUCUACCACACGACUCGCGCCGAGCCCGACAGCAGAUAACGACCUCCUGGCGUCCCUGACCGAGCUGGAGGAGGCUCUGCGCGAUACGUCACCGGCGGACCGGACGGAGAACCGGUUGCAGCGCUUUGGACACCAUCAGGAGUGUGUGUACUACCUGAUGAGCUACGGCACACACCUGAGUCUCGUUUCCUUCUACCUGCGUCACGACUGCCUGAAGGACGCACUCACAUAUCUGCUCAGCAAGGAGUGUCCAGAAGACGUGUUUCUGGAGGGCGUGCUCCAGCCGUGUUUGGAACGAGGCCGAUUGGGCGUCCUGCAGGGGCUCCUGGAGAGUCUGGAUGCUACGUUGGAGAGCUGGGGGCGAUACCUGAUACCAGCGUGCCAAAUGCUCCAGCGCAAGGGUUAUUACCAUACCCUGUACCAACUACAGCAGUUCAUGAUGGACCACGUCCGAGCGGCUAUGACGUGUAUCCGCUUCUUCACACACAAGGCUCACUCCUACGUGCAGUUGGGUGAGCAGCAGCGCUGGCUGGUCCGAGCCAAAGAGCACCUGAGGGCCUUCCUACAGGAGCAACAGAACCGCCGCAAAACCUUCUCUUCUUCCUCAUCGUCGUCAUCCUCCUUCAGGAAAAAAAUGAGCUCCAGCGACGUCUCCAGACACAUGAACACCAUCAUGCUGCAGCUGGAAGUGACACGUUUUCUGCAUCGAUGCGAAAGCUCCUCCUCCUCUAGAGCCGCCACAAGCCCCACCCCUACAGGCAACAGUGCCCCACCCACUCUUUUUGGAGGAAGUCCCAUGAAGGUGGAUGUGGCCUGCAGGGUGAUGCUGGGGGGCAAAAACAUUGAGGAGGGGUUCGGCAUUGCUUAUCGAGUCAUACAGGAUUUUCAGUUAGACGCUCUGGCUGUGUACGUGCGUGUUGGUCAGCGGUUGGUGAGUCUGCGUGAGUACCAGGCCAUACGCCAGCUGCUGAAGUGUGUGAGCGAGUCAGGAACCGCCACCAAACAUGACUGCGACACCAUUGUGCUCAGCUGCGUCUCGGCCUGGGACAAAAACCCUGCUGAUGCCAAAGAGUUGGAGGCUCUGAUUUUGGAGUCCAAAUCCACAGAGAAUAAAAUUAAAGCGUACCUGAUGUGCAAUAAGCUGAGGGCGGCGUAUCUCCUGGCGGUGAAGCUGGACCCUGUGAAGGCGUGUGCGCUCGUACGGGACGUCCUCCAGGCCGCCGAGGUCUCGAGCGACUCCGUCAUGCAACAGAUCUGCCGUCAGUGGCUCUCGGAACACCAGGAGCCGGCGUCACGGAAGCACCACGGCAACAAAAGGUAGCAUCGGUGGCUUAAUUUCUGACCGACUGUAGCUUCAAAAGGCCGACUGGGCCUCAAAGCUUCGCUCUGUUUGAGCGGUCGGGGGUUUGAGAGACGCUUGAAUUGAGCCACCGACAUGCCUCGUGGUGUCACAUGAUCAGGUCAGGUGACUUUACGGCCACAUCCAUAACCGACCCCUGGUAGUUUGCCGUAAGGACAUGUCUACACGAGCGCAAAGGUUCUUUUUAAAGGCAGUAUUAUUCACUACAGGGUAAUAAAUCUUAUAAAAGCCAGUUCGGAACAUCUUAAAAACCACUAACAAUUUUACUGCGCCUUUCUCAAACAGAUGCACAUCCUCUUAAUUGAACAGUCUGACUGAAAAUAAAAUGUACACAAUUUCCCCCUACUACUUCAUACGCAGUCAAUCAUGCCAAGACUGGAGCUUUGAGGCUAAUACGGCUAACAAGUAAGAGAAGCUAAUAGCUACCAGUUUACCUUUUUACAAAUAAAAUGCAUACGUAAACCACACGUAAAUCCUCAAACUCCUGCUUCAUAGAAAACUGUAAGCUCUCCUGGGGUGGCGGGGGUUGGGGGGGGGGAUGUCAGUAUUAAAAAAAAUCCAAUUUUUCACAUACAUAAAUUUGAACUAUAUUGUUAUAUAAUAUAGUUUUUUUUUUUUAAAACACAAUUUACACUGCAAUGUCUUUUUGUCCACAUUUACAGUCUCAAAAUCUGCAUAAGCACCGAACAACUCUACAAAGCCUCUAAGCUUCCAUUACUUGUUAGCGACGAUAGUCUCGGCGCUCAAUAAAGAAGCUGAGUCAGCUAACGUUGGCUAACGUCUUGGUUGAUCGUAUACAGUUGACCUAAGGGAAAUGCUGUGUAUUCCUUUAAUGGCUGAGUUUGGGCUCAAUAAAUCUGUCAGCAUCCAGUAUUAGCCUCAUUUUAAUUUCCUACCUCAGAUAAAUAGGGUGCUUCCUUCUCGUUCCUUACCGAUUCCACUUUGUUUCUUCGCUGUGUCUCGGCUUAUGUGUGUUAAACCAUGCCAAUUUUUCAUAUUAUACUGUAGUCUUAAGUUCUGUUAGUCAUCGAUUAGUAGGUUCUGUAUUCGGGCCACAAAGUGUUUCUUAGCAUUAGCAUUCUCAUUAGCAUUCAUGUAUUGUCACAUGGUCUGUCCCAAACCACACCUUAAUUACAAUGCAGUGCACUAUUUGGGGAGUGUGGUGCUUUUGUAAAUCGUGUAGGAAACCGAGGGGAUUUGAAUAGUACCUUAAGUCAUAUUCUAGGCAGUUGGAUUAGAUGAGAUAAGCUGACAGGAUUUCUCACCGGAUUUUUCAGUCUUUUAUUAAGACUGGACUUGUGGUUGGAUUUAAUGUCAUGUUCUUGCUAGCAAGCUAACCUGCACUAAUCUGACAGGAUUUCUCACAGGAGAACUCUCCAGCUAAAACAACCCAGUCUCAUUUGCCAGGAUUUCUGCCAGAAUUUGCUCAUACUCUCACUAGCAAGCUCACGUACUUCAUUUCUGACAGGAUUUCUAAAUCGUAUUCGUACUAGCUAGCUAACCUUAUGUCAGGAUUUUAAAUCUGUGUAGGAUUUUUCAGUCCUUUUCUGGCUAGCAAGCUAACAUGAGCUCUUCCGACAGGAGUUUAAGAAAUGAGUAUGGUUUCCCUUGAGAAACAUUUCGCAAUGCUAUUGUUUAACCAAUACGGGAAACCUGAAUGUUGUAGAUUUACUGUGGGAUAUACGCUUCCUCCGAACGAGGGCAUUAGUGAUAAAAAUAAAACGACACGAUAAGGGAUUUCUGCGAACAGCACAGAUGUAUAAAGCACUUGUUAAAAAUUUUAUCAUUCUGAAAGGAUAUUAUAACAUAUAAUCUGCUGCACGAGCAAUACUGACUGGAAAGCUCUCUGAAAUGAUUAGCAUUGCCUUUGGAUGAAAGUCUGUCAAGUUUAUUUGGUGUGUGUGUGUGAGUGUGAGUGAAAAUUUGUCACGUUUUUCCUGUAGUGUGUGAGAUAUGGCAUCCCAUCUUGUGUCUGACCCAUUCUGUAAUUGAGAACGUCUUCUAGGACAUGUUUCCAGACUGAUUUCUGUGAUGCAGAAUCUACUUCUUUACAAUUCUUUGUAUUCUUUUCACUGUUUGCCUUUAAUCAAUCACUUGAAUCGAUCGGUUCAUUGGAUAACUCAAUACUUAAAGGGAAAUAAUGUGAUUUUGCUCUAUGGACACAGUGAUGUCAGAUAACAGCAGAUAAUGUUUACACUGUCCUUUGCACAGAAUAAAUAAAAUUGACGCAUGUAAAUACAGGAAAUACAGUCAGAUAUAAAUGGAAUUAAAUCCUGCCAAAUGUUGAAGCAAUAACCUUU
This is a messenger RNA of Ictalurus punctatus (channel catfish), 10100 nucleotides long. It is a transcript of the gene zfyve26, whose product is annotated as zinc finger, FYVE domain containing 26. NCBI's taxonomy places the organism in Eukaryota, Metazoa, Chordata, Actinopteri, Siluriformes, Ictaluridae. Gene Ontology annotation, biological process: double-strand break repair via homologous recombination; mitotic cytokinesis; regulation of cytokinesis. Gene Ontology annotation, molecular function: metal ion binding; phosphatidylinositol-3-phosphate binding. The transcript has 41 exons. The record is from RefSeq and is a predicted model, not a curated record. Gene Ontology annotation, cellular component: lysosomal membrane; centrosome; midbody. Bases 178 to 7761 code for a protein of 2527 amino acids.